AGAGCCACUCAGCAACGCUGGAACCCAUUUGAGGGGGCCUGGGACCCCUCAUCCCAAGCCAGGAGGGCUUCGGGGGAGGGGUGCAGCCCUUGACAGACUUGCAGUGUGGCACAGGGGGCUGGGGGUGCCAGGGAGGCAGGUGCAAACCUUGAAGGCGGAGGCACGAGUGCAGUUGUCUUUCCCCCACUGGGGGGACCCCAGGGCCUGUGGCGGAGAGGGGCUAGGAGGCAGACCCUGUGGGGAGGGGGUGGUGGCAGGGUGGUGUCUGGCAGCAGGGGCACCAUGGCCACCAUCCAGUCCGAGACUGACUGUUAUGACAUCAUCGAGGUGUUGGGCAAGGGCACCUUCGGGGAGGUGGCCAAGGGCUGGCGGCGAAGCACAGGCGAGAUGGUGGCCAUCAAGAUCCUCAAGAACGAUGCCUACCGAAACCGUAUCAUCAAGAACGAGCUGAAGCUGCUGCGCUGCAUGAGGGGCCUGGAUCCCGAGGAGGCCCACGUCAUCCGCUUCCUUGAGUUCUUCCAUGACGCCCUCAAGUUCUACCUGGUCUUCGAGCUGUUGGAGCAAAACCUUUUUGAAUUCCAGAAGGAGAACAACUUUGCCCCCCUCCCUGCCCGCCACAUCCGCACGGUCACCCUGCAGGUGCUCAGAGCCCUGGCCCGGCUCAAGGAGUUGGCCAUCAUCCAUGCCGAUCUCAAGCCCGAAAACAUCAUGCUGGUGGACCAGACCCGCUGUCCCUUCAGGGUCAAGGUGAUCGACUUCGGCUCAGCCAGCAUUUUCAGUGAGGUGCGCUACGUGAAGGAGCCGUACAUCCAGUCGCGCUUCUACCGGGCCCCCGAGAUUCUCCUGGGGUUGCCCUUCUGUGAGAAGGUGGAUGUGUGGUCACUGGGCUGCGUCAUGGCUGAGCUGCACCUGGGCUGGCCGCUCUACCCGGGCAACAAUGAGUACGACCAGGUCCGCUACAUCUGUGAGACCCAGGGCCUGCCCAAGCCCCACCUGUUGCAUGCCGCCCGCAAGGCCCACCACUUUUUCAAGCGCAACCCUCACUCUGACGCCACCAACCCCUGGCAGCUCAAGUCCUCAGCCGACUACUUGGCCGAGACCAAGGUGCGCCCAUUGGAGCGCCGUAAAUACAUGCUCAAGUCACUGGACCAGAUUGAGACAGUGAAUGGCAGUGGGGCAGCCAGUCGGCUGACCUUCCCGGACCGUGAGCUGCUGGCCGAGCACGCUGACCUCAAGAGCAUGGUGGAGCUGAUCAAGCGCAUGCUGACCUGGGAGUCACACGAACGCAUCAGCCCCAGCGCUGCCCUGCGCCACCCCUUUGUGUCCAUGCAACAGCUGCGCAGUGCCCAUGAGACCACCCGCUACUACCAGCUGUCGCUGCGCAGCUGCCGCCUCUCACUGCAGGUGGAGGGCAAGCCCCCUGCACCCAUGGUGGCUGCUGCAGAAGAUGGGUCCCCCUACAACCGUCUGGCUGAGGAGGAGGAGGCCGUGGGCUUGGGCAGUGUGACAGGCAGUGGGCCCUUCUUCCGGGGGGAGAAGGCACCGGGCAUGCAACGGGCCAUCGACCAGCUGGAUGACCUGAGUCUGCAGGAGGUGGGCCGUGGGCUUUGGGGUGAAACACCCGAAGUACUGGCCCCACUCAAGGCAGCCACUGCUGGCCGUCGGGUACCCGACUCGGGCCCCGAGCCCAUCCUGGCCUUGUAUGGCAGCCGCUUGGCCGGCCGCCACAAGGCCCGCAAGCCGCCCACAGGCUCCAAGUCUGACUCCAACUUCAGCAACCUCAUCCGGCUGAGCCAGGCCUCGCCAGAGGAUGAUGGGCCCUGUCGGGGCAGCGGCUGGGCAGAAGGAGAGCACCGUGGGGCCUCCGCCGAGCCAUCCACCAUCCUGCAGCGGGAUGGGGAUGGGCCGGACAUUAAGGAGAUGACCAUGGAUGCUGAGAGGCCAGGCCCUGAGCUCUUCGAUCCUAGCAGCUGUGUUGGGGAAUGGCUGAGCAAGGACUGGACACUGGAGGGCAUCAGGGGCCCGCGGGCUCAGGGGCUCCCGCCCCGCCCUGCCCACCCACACGGUCUGCCCCGGGCCACCAGUUUUCUGCAGCAUGUCAGUGGGCACCAUUGAUAGUGACCCUACCCCUGCCCGUCACUGGGGGGCUGCGUUAGCUGGGCUGGCAUCUCCUUCUCAGAGCCACCUCCUGAACCCACAAAUUAUUCUUACAGAAAGAUAGUUAUCCAGAAAUUCUCAUUCCCCCUGCCCAUGGCUCAUGCCUGUACAUACCCCAAACACAGGAGGGCUUUGGCAUCUGGCUUGUGGCCCCCUUGGCCAGAGGGAAGCAGGAAGGGGGCUGCAUCCUGCUGGCCCUGAGCACAUCCUCGGCCCUGUUGCCUCUGCCUAUUUCAAUAAAGAACUGUUCA
Rhinolophus ferrumequinum (greater horseshoe bat) is the source of this 2408-nucleotide messenger RNA. RefSeq names its product homeodomain interacting protein kinase 4 (gene HIPK4). Gene Ontology annotation, molecular function: ATP binding; protein tyrosine kinase activity; protein serine/threonine kinase activity. The coding region runs from base 283 to 2115 and encodes 610 amino acids. The transcript is spliced from 4 exons. Gene Ontology annotation, biological process: peptidyl-threonine phosphorylation; peptidyl-serine phosphorylation. Lineage: Eukaryota; Metazoa; Chordata; Mammalia; Chiroptera; Rhinolophidae. The record is from RefSeq and is a predicted model, not a curated record. Gene Ontology annotation, cellular component: nucleus; cytoplasm.